UGGGUGUCUUCCCUGGUGGAGCUUCAGUAUUUACAACAAUAUUGUCUGAAGCCCAUCCGACGCUGCUGUCCAUCACAGACAGACAGAGGGACAGACCGUCGGGGGACAGCUGUCUUAUCGUCCUCCGCUGCACGAUGGCUGUCGCUUCCAGUUAGGACUUGUUUUGUGCUUUCUGGAGAUAUUUCCUAUGAUGUUGGCGACUGAUAUCCGUCUACCUUGUGCACUGCAGUGGUGCGCAGCUUCGCCUGGAGAAACACCUGUGCGCCUCUCCUCUCCACUGGCCACAGUCAUGAAUGUUGAGUAGGGAACAGACUACCCUAAGGCUCGGUGUCUGUCUGCAUUUGUCUGAAAGAACAAGAGAGGGAGCAGCACAAAUACCGCACAGCCAGACAUCAUGCAAGGAGAGACCUUCCCUCGCUGCAGAGUGCUGAAAUGUUAGGACUGAAGAGCGAGUGUGUCAGAUCAAAUCAGCAGACUGUUUACCAUAGGAGGGGCGAUAAGAGCUGCUUGACACUAGACUCCGUGUGUGGUUUGAGGCCCCUUUCGAUCAAGAUCAAGAAAAGACGUGUUAACUGAUCUUUCAUCAGCACUUUUUUGUUCCCCACUUCAGAUUCAGCAAAUCUAGGAAACGAGAUGGAGUGGUCGCUAGAGAAUGUGAGGGAGAUGGUGGCAGGAGGGAUGCAGUCUAUAAGGGAGUGUGAGAUCUGUGCUUUUGCCAUAGCCAUGUGUGUGCUGCUGCUGUUUAUGUGGUAUUGUUACAGGGUGGGCCGCGAGCAUGGCUCCAGCCCUCUGCGUGGGAGGUAUCUGGCUGGGCCCAGCCGGAUCGGAGGAGUGGUGGGUGGCUUCAUGAGUUCAGACUGCCGUGGCAGGGGGAAAGGGAAGCACGGAUCAAUGCUGGAGGAGCAAAAUGGCUUCGCUUUCUGCCAGUCGUCAGAGUGCUUCCGAUGCACCAGCGCCGGAGAGAGUCUGAACCAGAGGCUCUAUCACAGCCUGCAGGAUUACGCCAAGCGCUACACCUGGUCAGGUAUGGGCAGGGUGCAUAAAGGAGUCCGUGAUCAAGGCCGAUACCUCAACAGCCGACCGACCAUCCAGAGGCCAGAGGUCUUCUUCCUCCCAGACCUACCGUCAGCCCCUUUCUUCUCCAGAGAAAUACAAAGACAUGAUGUGGAGCUGCUGGAGCAGAGCUUCCCCGCCCUUCUGGCUGAGUUCGAGAGCAUUUACCACCAACCCCCAGCCCGCAGCGGCUCCUCCCUGCCGCCGGGCUGGAAAGCCAACAACACUCCUCGCGGCCAGUGGUGGACCUACUACCUGGUCAACCAAGGCACCCCUCUGGUUCUUAAUGUCAGGAGGUGUCCGAGGGCCUGGAGGGUGCUGGGCCAGCUGCGCACCUUCAUUGCCAACAACGUGUUCGGAAACGCCUGCUUCUCUGUGCUGACGCCUGGAGCUCUCAUCACUGAGCAUUACGGGCCAACAAAUGUCAGGCUGCGCUGCCACCUGGGUCUCAGAGUGCCUCCUUCCUGUGAGCUUGUAGUUGGUGGAGAGCCACAGUGCUGGUCUGAGGGCAGCUGUCUGCUUUUUGAUGACUCCUUUCUCCACAGGGCUUUCCACGAGGGCGGCGCAGAGGACGGCCCCAGGGUGGUCUUCAUGGUGGACCUCUGGCACCCCAACGUGGCCGCUGCUGAGAGACAAGCCUUGGACUACAUUUUUACUCCAGGCCGCUUAGAAGACAAGGAAGGGAAAUAGGUGUGAGUGAGAAACCAUGUCUGACCAAGAGACAGAUGGCGUUUAGGGAAGUGUCUGUAGGAUUGGGGAGCAACUCUUUUUCUGCCUCCAGACCAGCUCUCACAUUCACUGUGUACAUAUUCUCCGUCUCAAACAAUAUCUCCCAUAACUGUUCUUAGCAGAUGACUCAACAUUGGGCCUCUUUUAUCCAUCCUCUUCAUGUUUUUGCCUGUAAAGACAGCCACACUUGAAAGAACCUACUUAAAUAAUCCCUAGAAUUUAAUAGGAGUACGAUUGUUCAUGCAGCCAUUUUGGUGAUGUGUUUUAACACCCAUGGAUAGAUUACUGAAGUGGCAUACUGAGAGGAAAGAUGUGAACCAACCAGGAACAGACUCAAAUUGACCACAAAGAAAAACAACUACAAAGAGACACAAAAUGACUAAAAAGAUAUACAACACAGCUGCAAAGAGACAGUUAAUCACUACAAAGAUACACAAAAUGAUUACAGACAGAUGUGUAAUGACCUUAAACACAUAACAACUAAAAGGAGAUGCAAAACAGCUGCACUGAAACACAAAUGACAAGGAGACACAAAGCAACUAGAGAUGCAAAACACGUAAAGGAGAAAAAAAAGCAGCCACAGACAAAAAUAACAACAGAAAGACCAAAACAACUGCAAAGAGACACCAAAUGACUGCAAAGAGACAAAAUACAACAAGAAAAAAAGGGGCUAAACAACUAUAAAGUCUGUGCGUCUCGUCCUAUGUAGGGGAGGCGGUGAGGCCUUUUGCAUGUCUGUAUCCAAAGGCCUGUUUUCUCAUAAGCUGCUCGUGUUAACACCAUGGCAGGGACAGCUCAUUAGCUCAUUUAUCAUUAUCAUUGAAUCAUUGAAUGUUUAAUGCAUUUGUAUAUAGAUGAUUUAUGUGAGUGAACAGUAAAAAAAAUGUGCCCAGCAAGCAGUUCCCAUCAAAUAUGUUUUUUUUCCCUGUGACUUUGGGCCAAUUCUGGAGCAAAGUGAUUUCUUUAUAAGAUGUUUUGUACAGCUCAUAUCAGUUUUAUUUUGGUUGCUGCUUGAAAUAGUUCAACAGUAGAGAACAAAGUGCAUUACAGUUUUGAUGAAUGGCUCUAAGUCGAACAAUAAUGCCCUCUUGCUGUCAUGCUUCACAGCAUGCAUGGCUCCAUAGGCAUUAGUCAUUAGUCAACAUUCAUGCGCCCAGAUCACUACCCAAAACAGUUUGUGUAAAGAAUUGGUGGUAUAACUUUACACUCUCUUAACACAUAUUACUAAUUAUUUAGUUCACCUUAACACCUACAUACAUUUCUGCAAGGGCUAAGAAAUUUAACCAUUCAACUUUUUAUAUUACUCAACAUGUCCAGUCACACUUUUGAUUCAAACCAAAACACGAUUCUCAAUGACUUUGCACGUUUUUCAUUACAAAAACCCCCACUUAAAAAUGUGGGACACGACUGUUUUCAAUUUUACAUGAAUGAGUGAAAAUCUCUUACUUGCAGAAUGGUGACAUAUUUUCAGUGAUUGUGGAGUUUUAAAAUAAAGCCGAGGUAUCAUUGCCUCUGUGCUGGAUGUUUUCUGCCUACAGUUCAAAAGGUCGUCAUAAAUACAUCAACUUGAUAACAAAUGUAUGUAGUUGUUUACCGGCUUUACUAUAGUCAUUAGUCAUUUUAAUUACUUACAAGAUGCACAACUGGGCCUUUAUGACUGAACUGGUAACUGUUAAUAUAUAUCUAAACUGAAUGAAUUGCAGAAAGUGCUUUAUCAGUGUGAUAACAUUCACCAAUUAAAGACAUUUUUCACGUCAUCUCUGUGAUAACUGAGGUCCAAUGUUAAUCAUGACAUGAAUGUUUACAGACGCAGCUAAUGUCUCUAUCAUGACUCCUGCCGGUGUGGUAGUUUAUUGUGCUCCCCUUUGAAAAAAAAUCAAUCCUGCUUUCACAAGACAUGGUUAGAUAAGCACAUUUUAGGUCAAAUUGUGUGAGUCGGCCUGUGCUGUAACACUGCAGAUGAAGCGUUUUUGGUAAAUUUACUAAACUCUUGUAAUUUGGUUGUAUUUGAUAUCAGGUUUGUAUUUCUGUAAAUAUGGUCGAGGUAACAAACGGAAUGGUCUGAGAUGAUUUGAGAUGAUUGUCUUCAAUGCUAUAACUAUUGUGUUGUCUUGAUUUACAGCUAAAGCGAGUGCAUUUCAUUCUCCGUUCUGGAAAAAUCCAACCGUGAAAUCAUUUUUGAUAGAUUCAAUUUGUAGAUUCUGUAAAAUGUUUAUGAAGUACUAUCUCUGUUGUUCUGUGACGUAUUUAUUUUCAAUCCCUCUGUGAUUUUGCAGCGCCAUAUGGUACCCAUUAUUAAAAGCCACAAUCCUUAAUUCUUCAACAGCAUUUCAUGGAUGUAUGUGCACAAAAGGUAGUGAAAUUUAAUCUUCUGCAGCUUUACAGGUCCAUCACAACUCAAGAUACCCAUCUAUUCAAUUCUAAUGUUUACUAAAUGAUUUACAAGCUGUUUACAACAUCAGACACUCACAUUGAGCUGUCCAUAAUUAGGUUUAAUAAUAUCAAGAUUGCUGAUAAUCCACUAUGAAAACUGUCAUUCCCGAAGCAUUUGCUUUACAUAUACAGUGUAUGAUGGGGCAACCAUUUUGUUUACAUUAGGAUUAAGAAUUUGUCCUUUAACACAUUAUUGUGUGGAUUUUGAACAGUAUUUCUGUACAUUUAAUAAAUGGUCGAGUAUCUUAUUUAA
Centropristis striata (black sea bass) is the source of this 4468-nucleotide messenger RNA. RefSeq names its product aspartate beta-hydroxylase domain containing 2 (gene asphd2). NCBI's taxonomy places the organism in Eukaryota, Metazoa, Chordata, Actinopteri, Perciformes, Serranidae. The coding region runs from base 634 to 1743 and encodes 369 amino acids. The transcript is spliced from 4 exons. The record is from RefSeq and is a predicted model, not a curated record.